Messenger RNA from Nomia melanderi (Alkali bee), 3850 nucleotides. Its product is annotated as 2',5'-phosphodiesterase 12. The record is from RefSeq and is a predicted model, not a curated record. Gene Ontology annotation, cellular component: mitochondrion. Gene Ontology annotation, molecular function: 3'-5'-RNA exonuclease activity. Gene Ontology annotation, biological process: nuclear-transcribed mRNA catabolic process, deadenylation-dependent decay. NCBI's taxonomy places the organism in Eukaryota, Metazoa, Arthropoda, Insecta, Hymenoptera, Halictidae.
CAGUCGGUAAUUUAGAACGCGCGAUACCGAGUUCUAUUAGCUCGAAAUGUCUAUCUUAUACCUCAUCUGUAUUAUUACAUAGCUUGAAACUUUGCUAUAGAUAAAGUCACAGACGUUUUUAAUUGUUUUCUUAUGCGUUAUUAUAAUGCGAAAUUAUAGUUAAAAACACCGUAAUUAACAAUUAUUAGUUUAUAUUAUCAGUUCAGGGGUACUUUGCAAACAAUCUAAUAUCAUGAAAAAAUACGCGCAAUCGUAGUUUACACAGUUUCUUGUACUUUUCAAAAUAGUGUUUAUACCACGUGCAUAUAAGUAUCCAUAUAAGUACUAUUAUGUAUUGUUGAUGUUUAUUACUUGUGAAUUCAGAAAUUGAAUGUUUUGUGAAUAAUAAUUACUUCAGUGGUUAUACUUCGCGUUCAAGACGUUGAGCGUUAAAACCUUUUUGUUCAAUUUUGUAGAGUAUUUUAUAAUAAUACAUAAUAUGGUGUGAAAUGCUAACUUUAACACGAAAUCUGUAUUCACAUUAUCUAACCUAUUUUUACCCAAUCUCAACGUUUAAUCAACAUCUGCUUAAGAAAUACUCGCAAUCAAAAACAACCUCAAAUAUGAACGAAGGCUUUUUAAUGUACGAUGAAGGCAGCAACAAUUUUCAAAUGUCUCUUCGUUACGUUAAUACUGACUUAAAAAUCGAUAGACAAUUCAAGUUUUACAGAAAUGUGGACGAACGUAUAGAUAAUUUUCUUUCCAGAAUAAACAUGAAAAUAAAUGAUUAUAUUAUGAAAAAAAAGUUUAAAAAGAAAAGUACUGGUAACUUACAGAAUGCAAUUGAUAUCAAGACUAAAACGAUUAAAUUAGUAAGAAAUAAUUCUGAUCUAGAUGGAAAUCUUACUUGUAAAACGAUUUUAGAGGACCCAUCAAAUCUAAAAUUAAUUAUUUUUGAUACAGAAUGUAUAUUGAAAUAUAAUAUACCUUAUGUUAAAAAAAUUGCAUUACCAUCCAUUAUUUUGGUUGGCUUUCCUACUUAUCCGUCAAAAUUAACAUUAACGUAUGCUGAUAAAACAAAAUCAACCUUUAAUUGGUAUAAAAAUGAAAACAAUCGGUGGAUCCAUAUUGGAGAAGGUUAUUUUUUCAUACCAGCUUUGUCCGACUUGGGAUGUAAAUUGAAAAUAAUGUGUGUACCAAGAAAGGAUGACCAAGUUGGACCCAUGAUAGAAGUUACAUCUAAUGGUGUAGUAGAAGCUGGUCCAGGACCAUGUCUUUUUAGUAGUAGACAUACUUUUACUCAAACUAAAUUGUUGGAUAAAAGCUUCAGGGUUACAUCCUAUAAUAUUUUGGCAAAUAUAUAUUCAGAAACUGACUUAUCUAAAGAUGUGUUAUAUCCCUAUUGUCCACAGUAUGCUUUAUCUAUGGAUUAUAGGAAAUUAUUAAUUCUUGAAGAAUUGAAAGGAUAUAAUGCAGACAUCAUAUGUCUUCAAGAAGUAGAUAUGAAAAUUUAUGAAAAUGAUUUAGUAUCAUUUUUGUCUAUGUUAAAUUACAAUAGCAUAUAUAAUCUUAAAAAUGAUAUGCGAGAAGGACUUGCAAUUUUCUAUAAUCAAGAUAGAUUCGAUAAAUUGAAUUGCAGUUGUAGAGUUAUUUCUCAAGAUACAGAUUUAAAUGGGUUUAAUACUAUAUGGUUGCAGAUUCAAAACGAAAACGUGAAACAAACAUUUUUAAAUAGAAAUACAAUUGUACAGACAUUGACACUAAGAUCUAAGGAAAAUUUGGAAAUUCUAAUUGUUGGCAAUACACAUUUAUAUUUCCGACCAGAUGCAGAUCACAUACGUUUAUUACAAGCAUAUUAUUGCCUGGUAUAUCUACAAUCACUUGCUCAAAAAACAAAGCAAGAGAAUCCAGAAUAUAAUGUUAGUAUCAUUUACUGUGGGGACUUUAAUAGUGAACCAAACAAUGGUAUUUAUCAAUUGAUGACUCAGAAAUAUAUUCCAGAAGACUAUGCUGAUUGGAAAUCGACUUCCAACGAGAACGUAGAAAAUGUAACUUUGAAGCACGAUAUUAAUUUAUCCAGUGCUUGUGGAAUUCCAGAAUACACAAAUUAUACAGCAGCCUAUUCUGGAUGCUUGGACUAUAUAUUUUACCAAACUGAUUAUUUAGGAGUAGAACAGGUGAUCCCAAUGCCAAGCGCAGAAGAGCUUAGUUUGUAUACUGCUCUUCCAUCUGUAGUAUCUCCAAGUGAUCAUAUUUCCUUAUGUGUAGAUUUAAAAUGGUUAAAGUAAACAUUAACAUGUCUUAAAAAUGACAUUGUUUCUAUAUCGAGUGAACGUAUUUUUUCAUUUUCCCACUUUUGUAUAGUUAAUAACGAUGGAAUUAUUUAUUUAUUACUUUUUAAUUUAAGGAAGCUAUGAUUUUUAGAUUCGACAAUUGAAAUUCGAUGAUUUUUCAAGGUUUUGGAAGUUUUAGUGAAUUCUCAAUAUAAUAUACAUUUAAGGAUGUUUUACAGGUAUGUGAAAAAAAUCUACUGCUAAUAUCUAUAAAGCAAUAAUGUAACUUCUAAUUUAUUACUAAAUUGUACAUUGUGACUCGUAACCGUUUAAUCGAUAUACAACGCACACGCGUUUUUCUUGUCUGGUAUGGUACUAGGAAUGGUACCAGUGGACGUUGUUCCUUGUUGUACAAAAUAAAUCUAUGCUUUACAAGAUGAAUGACUAAAUAAGAGAUACAGAGCCAGAUAAGUCUUGUAUUUAUAUUGGAAAAGAAAGAAUAUAAUACUGGAUUAUGAAAAUAUGAUACGAAACAAUGAGACAAGAAAAACACGCUUGCGUUGGUGGAUUCGCGUGGUAUCAGAAGUACAAGCACGUACAGCAUUUUCGUGAUGAAUCUUGAACCUCGAAAAGUAAAACAAUAAUUACAGCUUUGUAGAAUUUUUAUAAAACGUACAUAGUAGUUUUACCUCAGUGUCUUUAAGAUAGCAUUUGUAGUCUAAGUCAGAUACAUACAGCGAGUGAUUAAAAAAUAAUCUUUGUAUUCUAUUCUACAGUAAGAAAUGAAAAUCUUACACACAUUACAAUCACCCAAAUUAUCACGUAUACAAACGAACAAAUAUCGGAGAUUGCGCAUUUACAUUUGUAUACUAGAAAAGGAUCCACGUUAUGUAUCACAUUAAUUUUACAGUAUAAUUUAUCAAAGUCUACAUCCACACUUCAGUGAUACGAAGUUAAUUUAAUAUUUGUAUUUAUGAACGACUGGUAUUACUUUACAAAAUAUUUUGUACAAUUUAAGACAAUUGAUUCUCCAUUAAUAGAGGCCUGCAGGAUUAACGACAAAAUGUUAAAUAUACUACUAUCAUCUAAAUCAUUGUCCCUUCUUUUGACACAUUGUAUAGCUACAUAACAACAAUUUUAACUGACCGUGGACCAAGCUUCCUGCGUGACUCAUGAAUUGUUUAGAAAUCUGUACUUAAAUAGAAUUUUUUCUUAAACAAAUACUGUGGGGUCAAAAUUCGUAUUUCUUCUGUGUAAUUGAGAAUGUUGAAGACGAUUUGUUUCUCUGACGGUAAGUUCCACAAAAUGAUGAACUCACGAACACUGUGAUUACAAGGCCAUUACAUAUAUUAUAUAAAAGAAUAUAUAACAAUAGAACAAGAGAUAAUUAGAGCCUGAAGUAUUAGCUUCCCACCGAUUAAUAUUGUUUCAACAGUAUCAACAUUAUUAAAAAUGUUCGUCGCUAUUAUCACUAUUGUUCUUAAUCAUACAAAAAAGGCGUAUGUGUUGUGUAUAUAUGUAUAUAUAUUAACGACGACAUUUAGUGCCUGCAGACCCCUUGUUUUCUGGACUAUUAUACGAAUUUUCUUGGCAAUGUA